AGGCUACUGGCACCCCUUGUCCACUCUUCCUUGGUAGCUCAAGAUGAACGCCGCCUCAUCUGCUCAGAUGCAGUCACAAGAGACAGUCGACUCGCCCUCCAUAAGGCUGAGCUACUCCCUCACCCUUCCCGAGCCCAUCGCCUCCCGCCCAGCCAAUAAGCUCACUGCUCUCCCCCCACACCUCACCUCACCUCCGGAGAGCAGCGCAACACUCGUCGCUCCCCUCAGCAUUCCUACCGCCACAAAUCAGGGCGCACCGGCUAGCUCGAGAGAUACAGAAGGUCACUGGCUGGCCUCCCUGGCAGAUGGAGUGGAUGAGUUGAGGGUCAAGAUGACGGCCGAGCUCGCUUAUUGGAAGGAUGUCAUUGGUGGUGAGGAGGAAGGGGAAAGCAAAAGGGCAAGGGAAGAUGGAGCCGUCGAAGGUGGGCCAGACGACGAGGAAGACGGGGAUAGUGAUGAAGAGGAGGACGAGGCGGAGGGAACAGCGCCCUAAGGCAACCAAACAUCGCGACCAUCUAACUCUCGCUGGCUCGGGGACGCAAAUAUGUUUAGACUACCUCUAAAGACGCAACAACUGCACUCCGCCUCUGGUGCUCAUCUUGUCCCUCACAUUGGGCUACGAAACGGAGCAAGUCCGCUUCAAGCACACACCACAUUUUCCAACGCUCUGCGAGAAUACACCAGCUGGUAGGCGUUCUCAAACACCUCUUGCACUGUAGCUGGACGAGCUUCAGUGUCAUUGAGACGAUACCA
Molecule: messenger RNA, 753 nt
Organism: Microstroma glucosiphilum
Lineage: Eukaryota; Fungi; Basidiomycota; Exobasidiomycetes; Microstromatales; Microstromataceae
Exons: 1
Coding region: 44-493 (149 amino acids)
Source: RefSeq, a predicted model, not a curated record